AAGAAGACGUCAAGACGUCAAGACGAUCGAGGCACGGACUGUACGCUGUUAUCCUCAAAAACUUCACCAAGAUCGGUGUUGGACCGGCGAACACUUUAGGCCUGUUAUCAGAGGACUUGCUAAUAUGAAGAAAACGGCCCAUAGGUUCCACCUGAGAGCCGGGACUGUCAAAUAGUAAGUCAAUGUUUCCGGAUUCGGACAUAGCUAAGACAUUCACCUGUGGCAAGGACAAAACUGGUUACAUCAUGAGAUUCGGGCUUGCAACCUUCUUUAAGCAGCAGCUCGUUGACACCAUCAACAAAGCGGGCCCGUUUGUGUUAAUGUUUGACGAGUCUCUCAAUCAGUCAACAAAGAAGAAGCAACUUGACGUACAUGUUCGUUUUUGGGAUGAUGACUGUGUCCAGUCCAGGUAUCUGGGCUCUCAAUUCCUGGGACACGGAACAGCUCAGGACCUGUUGCAUCACAUUAAAGAGUGUGUUGCAAAACUGAAUAUGAGGCAGCUUGUCUCCAUCAGUAUGGACGGCCCCAAUGUUAACUUGAAGUUGGGAGACCUUCUUCAGAAGGAGCAUGCAGAGCUGUAUGGAGUUCAACUGGUCAAGGUUGGAAGCUGUGGGCUUCACACCCUCCACAAUGCAGUGAAGGCAGGCUUUACCAUGUGGCAGCUGGACAAGCUCCUUCGGGCACUCCAUUUCCUUUUCCACAAUGUUCCUGCUAGGAGGGAGGACUUCACUGCCUUGACUGUGUCCACCUGCUUUCCGCUGCCAUUUUGUGGCCACAGAUGGGUGGAAAAUCUCCCUGUAGCAGAGAGGGCAGUUCAAGUUUGGCCAGUGAUUAUGAAGUACGUGGAUGCAGUCAAGCAAAUGAAGCACAAGCUGAUCCCCUUAUCAUUGCCAAACUCCAGUUCUUCCUGGCAAUAUCCAGGACCUUCAACCCCUUUCUGACCAAAUACCAGACCGAUGAGCCAGUUUUGCCCUUCUUGGCCAAAGAUCUGAGUGAGCUGCUUAAGGUAAACGAUAACAGUAAGGCCUAAUUCAACUGAAUAUGAUAAGUCUAUAUUAAAUAGUCCUGCCACUAAUUGCUUGCUGUAUCCUCAUAAGAGUCUACUGAGAUGUUUUUUGAAGAGAGAGCUCCUGCAUGACCUCACCCCCCUGCAGCUGACCAAAGUCAAUGUGGCUGAUGAGGCGAACUGGGUCCCAGUUAUGAAUGCUGAUAUAGGCCUGGGCGCUGAAUCUGCCAU
Molecule: messenger RNA, 1237 nt
Organism: Onychostoma macrolepis
Lineage: Eukaryota; Metazoa; Chordata; Actinopteri; Cypriniformes; Cyprinidae
Exons: 6
Coding region: 183-941 (252 amino acids)
Source: RefSeq, a predicted model, not a curated record